AUGGAUACUUGGAGACAUAAUGAUAUUAUUGAUGCCCACGCAGAAAGGCCAUGUCCCCACAAUGAAGUUAAUUGCAUAAGAAGGUACUUCGACAAGCAUUCUAACUGUAAAGUGGCCCAUGGACUUGUACCAGAUCCUUUCUUCAUACGUUCGACUCUCGCUAUAGCCAGUGCGAAUUUAACAUAUACUAUGAAUGAUGUUAAAGUAUCUAAGCUAAAUGGAAACAUAACAGAAUUCACAUAUGAUUCCAUAACAUUCACUGCCGUUAUACCCAACGUUGACAAAGUGGAGUUUACAAAAACUGAAGUAUUUUCGUACAUUGAAAACGGCAACGUACCUUACGCUGUUGGGCCUGGUGUCAUCAAAUCUACUGAUACAGACGUAAUAAGGUCGUUCAAUAAAAUGGUGUCUAAUGUGCCAGAUGGUGUAAAAGAAGCGAUGGUAUUCCAAGGACCAAUAUUCAUGCUCAAUUUCAUACAGUAUACCAUAUGUGAUUUCGGUUUCAAGAUAAUUAGUACUUAG
This is a messenger RNA of Manduca sexta (tobacco hornworm), 522 nucleotides long. RefSeq lists its product as uncharacterized. Lineage: Eukaryota; Metazoa; Arthropoda; Insecta; Lepidoptera; Sphingidae. The transcript has 5 exons. The record is from RefSeq and is a predicted model, not a curated record. Bases 1 to 522 code for a protein of 173 amino acids.